Messenger RNA from Piliocolobus tephrosceles (Ugandan red Colobus), 2415 nucleotides. It is a transcript of the gene BAAT, whose product is annotated as bile acid-CoA:amino acid N-acyltransferase. Gene Ontology annotation, cellular component: peroxisome. The coding region runs from base 238 to 1494 and encodes 418 amino acids. Lineage: Eukaryota; Metazoa; Chordata; Mammalia; Primates; Cercopithecidae. The record is from RefSeq and is a predicted model, not a curated record. The transcript is spliced from 5 exons. Gene Ontology annotation, biological process: acyl-CoA metabolic process; fatty acid metabolic process. Gene Ontology annotation, molecular function: fatty acyl-CoA hydrolase activity.
GGGAUGAAGAGGUCUGUAUGGAAAAACAGUCACAACUGGAGAGCUUUUGUUGUCUCAAGAAAGAAAACAUUUGCAAAUGCAGAUCCCUUCAGAAGUUACCUUGAGUAUUUUAUUGCAGAAGAAAAAUAUGCCCUAAUGGUACCAAUAGGGGUCAAACAACUUCUAUAAAGAAAAUUACUAAAAUAUGUUUUGCUGAAGAUAUUCCCGAAGAAUCAUUUCAGGUGCCACACUAAAAAAAUGAUCCAGUUGACAGCUACCCCUGUGAGUGCACUUGUUGAUGAGCCAGUGCAUAUCCAAGCUACAGGCCUGACUCCCUUUCAGAUGGUGAGUUUUCAGGCAUCACUGGAAGAUGAAAGUGGAAACAUGUUUUAUUCUCAAGCCCACUAUAGGGCCAAUGAAUUUGGUGAGGUGGACCUGAAGCAUGCUGCUUCACUUGGAGGGGAUUAUAUGGGAGUCCACCCCAUGGGCCUCUUCUGGUCUCUGAAACCUGAAAAGCUAUUAACAAGACUGUUGAAAAAAGAUGUGAUGAAUAAGCCUUUCCAGGUCCAAUUAAAACUUUAUGACUUAGAGUUAAUAGUGAACAAUAAAGCUGCCAGUGCUCCAAAGGCCAGCCUGACUUUGGAGAGGUGGUAUGUGGCACCUGGUGUCACACGAAUUCAGGUUCGAGAAGGCCGCCUUCGAGGAGCUCUCUUUCUUCCUCCAGGAGAAGGUCGCUUCCCAGGGGUAAUUGAUUUGUUUGGUGGUUUGGGUGGGCUGCUUGAAUUUCGGGCCAGCCUCCUAGCCAGUCGUGGCUUUGCCUCCUUGGCCUUGGCUUACUUUAACUAUGAAGACCUGCCCGCCAAACCAGAAAUAACAGAUUUGGAAUAUUUUGAGGAGGCUGCCAACUUUCUCCUGAGACAUCCGAAGAUCUUUGGCCCAGGCGUUGGGGUAGUCUCUGUAUGUCAAGGAGUACAGAUUGGACUAUCUAUGGCUGUUAACCUAAAGCAAGUCACAGCCACGGUACUUAUUAAUGGAACCAACUUUCCUUUUGGCAUUCCACAGGUGUAUCGUGGUAAGAUCUAUCAGCCCUUUCCCUAUUCUGCACAAUUAAUAUCCACCAGUGCCUUGGGGUUACUAGAGCUCUAUCGCAUUUAUGAGACAACUGAAGUUGGGGCCAGUCAAUAUUUGUUUCCUGUUGAAGAGGCCCAGGGGCAUUUCCUCUUCAUUGUAGGAGAAGGCGAUAAGGUUAUCAACAGCAAAGCACAUGCUGAACAAGCCAUAGGACAGCUGAGGAGACAUGGGAAGAACAACUGGACUCUGCUAUCUUACCCUGGGGCAGGCCACCUCAUAGAACCUCCCUAUUCUCCUCUGUGCUGUGCCUCAAUGACCCGCGAUUUGAAGUUACAUUGGGGAGGAGAGGUGAUCCCACAUGCAGCUGCACAGGAACAUUCUUGGAAGGAGAUCCAGAAGUUUCUUAGGAAGCACCUCAUUCCAGAUAUGACCAGUCCACUCUAAGACUAGAUAUUCCUAGAAAAUAAAGAAGCAAAUCUCUUUACCAGGACCUUCUCUCAAUUUUCAUGGCGGAAUGUCUCCCCCAACUGCCAUAUACAUUUUGUAUUAAUUUUGAUGAUUAAAAAGAGCAUAGGGUAAAAACCUGAUAUUUCACUUAUACUGCAUAACAAGCUACCAAACUGGACAUGGUGGAUAUAUCAUAAAACAAAUCAUAUUAGUUGUUAUUUACAUGACUUUUCUUUCCAUCAGGUCUUCUAGAUAGGACUGAGGUAUAGUACACUGGCAAAAAUAAGAAAAGGCAAACAAGAAUAGCACCAAAGUAACAGAUACCUAAAACCAAAUACCAUGUCAGAACACACUAUAUAGUAAGAAUUCAUCGGAUUAGAGCAGCAGGAGAAAGGUAAUACUAAAUUAUAAUCAUUUUAGUGAUAUUUUUCAACUUCACUACAGUAACUUUGCAACAUCAUUUUUCAUUUGUGGGGUAGUAAAAUUCAUGUCAAAAAGGAAAGAAGGAAUGGAGGAAGUCAGUUAGUUCAUUGCAAUAAAUUACCUCUUCAGUUCUUAAAAACAUGCCCACUGGCACAUAAUUGAGACAUAAUAACUAAGACUAGAAGAGACUGGGUUUAAGUUAUGAAGCAAAUUAAAAUGAAAAAGACAAGAAAAUAGAACCAAUGAGGUUGAAAAUGCCCCUUACUGAAAAUCUGUAAUAAAAAUAAAAUUAAUAAAAGUAAAAAAUAAAUAUAGAAACACAACUCUACUAGUACAGGCUAGCCUGGGGAGUUUGAUGAACUGAGUGAUUGGGUCAACUGUUACUGUACUUCCAUAAUGAAUUUCUUCAGUCAUGUUAGAGUAGCACAUGAAUGUGAGCCUUAUAAGGACAGGUACUAUAUUUCUAUAAGACCCAAAUAGUUACUGUACAUCCCA